CUCCUUUAUCUGCAAUCUGCCAUCCUCUGCCUCACUCGCCCAUCAUGGCGUUGCCGCUCCCCACCAUCGAGUCCGUCAAGGACUGCGCUUCCUUCUCUCACACCGUGCUCCCCUUUCUUUCGCAGUUGACUGCUUUGCCUGAAAGGCUCCAGCUGGCAGCGACAGCUAAGGAUGUGGUCAUCCUGAAGGAUAUUUACCUCUCGACCAACCCUUUUGUCUCGGCCUUGGGUCUCACUCUCGUCUUCUCGGCCUACUUCCUGGUCCUCUCGGAGAUCACCCGAAACUAUUCGCAAGUUGAUCGCCUCUGGUCGCUCUUGCCCGCCCUGUUCAAUGUCCACUUCGCCGUCUGGGCGCGUCUGUCGGGUCUCCGUACCCAGAGCCUGGAUACCAUCGCCGUUCUCUCGGUGGUCUGGAGCGUUCGCCUAACUUACAACUACUGGCGCAAGGGAGGAUACAAGAUCGGCUCCGAGGAUUACCGGUGGGAGGUUGUUCGCUCCAAAGUGCCCAACCGCUUUGUCUUCUUCCUCUUCAACGCCACCUUCAUCAGUCUGGUCCAGCCUCUGCUCCUGCUGCUCCUCACGGCCCCGACCUACAACUUCCUCCUGCUUUCGCAACUCCCGGCCCUCAAGACCUUCGAGCUCUCGGACCUGGGCUUCUCGCGCGUCGCCUUCUUCUUCCUCAUCAUUGAGUUCUUCGCCGACCAGCAGCAGUGGCACUUCCACUGCGCCAAGCACGAAUACCAGAACGCCGCCCGCAUCGCUGGCCAGUACAAGGAUCAGUUCACCCCCGAGGACCUGGAGCGUGGGUUCGCGGUCACCGGACUGUGGUCGCUGUCUCGCCACCCCAACUUCGCCGCCGAGCAGGCCAUCUGGCUCACUCUGUACCUGUGGAACUGCUACCGCACCGAGUCCUUCGUCCAGUGGACCGGCAUCGGCAUUCUUGGCCUGGGCCUCAUCUUCCAGGGCAGCGUCAAGCUCACCGAGUCCAUCAGCGCCAGCAAGUACCCCGAGUACACUGACUACCAGGCUCGCGUCGGCCGCUUCAUCCCCCGCCUGUCCGUGAAGCCCAAGUACAAGGCCUCCAGCAAGAAGAAGAAGGCCCCCAAGGCCGAGAAGGAGCAGACUGAGCAGAGCUCCGCGGAGCAAGAGGGCAAGAAGGCUCAGUAGAGUCGAUCGAGUCCGAGUUGACAUCCGACCGAUGUUUUGUUUUUGUUUCUUAUUCAUUUGAUUUUUUCUGACUUUGAAAGUAAAUAUUUUUGAUUUAUUUUUAUUCAAAUUGAAUUUUCUUACUGUUUCUGGGUUGGUGCUUCGGGAUAGUUCACAUCGACGUGGCGUUUCAUGAAGACUCAUCAAAUAAGUGAAUCUAUUUGCUU
This is a messenger RNA of Aspergillus steynii IBT 23096, 1372 nucleotides long. Its product is annotated as DUF1295 domain protein. The transcript has 2 exons. NCBI's taxonomy places the organism in Eukaryota, Fungi, Ascomycota, Eurotiomycetes, Eurotiales, Aspergillaceae. The coding region runs from base 45 to 1166 and encodes 373 amino acids. Gene Ontology annotation, cellular component: membrane. The record is from RefSeq and is a predicted model, not a curated record.